Messenger RNA from Mustela erminea (ermine), 2286 nucleotides. RefSeq names its product cholinergic receptor muscarinic 1 (gene CHRM1). Gene Ontology annotation, cellular component: dendrite; synapse; plasma membrane. Gene Ontology annotation, molecular function: G protein-coupled acetylcholine receptor activity; G protein-coupled serotonin receptor activity. The coding region runs from base 154 to 2172 and encodes 672 amino acids. NCBI's taxonomy places the organism in Eukaryota, Metazoa, Chordata, Mammalia, Carnivora, Mustelidae. The transcript has 3 exons. The record is from RefSeq and is a predicted model, not a curated record. Gene Ontology annotation, biological process: regulation of locomotion; adenylate cyclase-inhibiting G protein-coupled acetylcholine receptor signaling pathway; cognition.
AUGUGCAGGGCACAGGGCGUGUAUGAGGGAAACAAGCAUGUGAAUGCUAGCUGUGUGUGUCGGGACAUGGUGUGCACCGGUUGGGGGCUCUAAGGGUGGGUGGGGGAAGGAGCCCCGGGGAAACAGUGUGCCUUUGUGAGGGUGUGUGUGUGUAUGUGUGUGUGUGUGUGUGCGUGUGCCGCUGAGUCUGUGUGCAGUGGGUGUGGGUGUUUGUCUCCCUGUAUCCGCCUUCUCUCCCGUUCUGGACUUUUAGCCUUCCUGGGCUCAUUUCCCCCAUGUCCUACCUCCUCCCUCUCCGGGCUCGAAUUAGGUGCCCUAGUGGAGGAGGGGGGCAUGCUCCAGGACCCAGUCCAACCCCAGACGCUGCCUGAGGCUUCCCUCCAGCUCCCCCUCCCUUCCUUUUCUCCCUUUCCUCCCUCCCUCUCUUUCCUCUCCUCCCUCCCCCCCAAGGCUGGCGUGCCAGGGGGUGGGACAUGCCAAUCACUGGCUGUGCCUCUCCGGCUGCCAGCACAGGGCGCAGCUCCCCCCGGGAGCCAGGUGUUUGGGUCCCUGGAGACGCCGCCGGCCCCCGGGGAGGCAGUGGGGCUGAGGACCCUACAGACCCUUCUCCAGUCCCAUGGGAACCCUGACUCCCACCACCCCCAUCCACCUUCAACCCCCCCAAGAUGGACUGAACCAGGUUGCUGGCCAGACGGACAAGCUGGAUGCCAAGGUGAUGACCUCCCCCUGAGGAAGCCCUGUACCGCGACUAGAGGAAGGGGCUGCCCCCCCCAACCCCAGCCCACCACCAUGAAUACCUCAGCCCCACCCGCCGUCAGCCCCAACAUCACCGUCCUGGCACCGGGAAAAGGACCCUGGCAAGUGGCCUUCAUUGGGAUCACCACAGGCCUCCUGUCCCUGGCCACAGUGACAGGCAACCUGUUGGUACUCAUCUCCUUCAAGGUCAACACUGAGCUCAAGACAGUCAACAACUACUUCCUGCUCAGCCUGGCCUGCGCCGACCUCAUCAUCGGUACCUUCUCCAUGAACCUCUAUACCACGUACCUGCUCAUGGGCCACUGGGCUCUGGGCACCCUGGCCUGCGACCUCUGGCUGGCCCUGGACUACGUGGCCAGCAACGCCUCCGUCAUGAACCUGCUGCUCAUCAGCUUCGACCGCUACUUCUCCGUGACCCGGCCCCUGAGCUAUCGAGCCAAGCGCACACCCCGCCGGGCGGCCCUGAUGAUCGGCCUGGCCUGGCUGGUCUCCUUCAUCCUGUGGGCUCCGGCCAUCCUCUUCUGGCAGUACCUGGUAGGGGAGCGGACGGUCCUGGCCGGGCAGUGCUACAUCCAGUUCCUCUCGCAGCCCAUCAUCACCUUCGGCACAGCCAUGGCCGCCUUCUACCUCCCGGUCACGGUCAUGUGCACGCUCUACUGGCGCAUCUACCGGGAGACGGAGAACCGGGCCCGGGAGCUGGCGGCCCUGCAGGGCUCCGAGACGCCCGGGAAGGGGGGCGGCAGCAGCAGCAGCUCUGAGCGGUCCCAGCGGGGGACGGAGGGCUCCCCAGAGACCCCUCCGGGCCGCUGCUGCCGCUGCUGCCGGGCGCCCAGGCUGCUGCAGGCCUACAGCUGGAAGGAAGAGGAGGAAGAGGAUGAAGGCUCCAUGGAGUCCCUCACGUCCUCCGAGGGGGAGGAGCCCGGCUCCGAGGUGGUGAUCAAGAUGCCCAUGGUGGACCCCGAGGCCCAGGCCCCGGCCAAGCAGCCCCCCCGGAGCUCCCCCAACACGGUCAAGAGGCCAACCCGGAAGGGGCGCGAGCGGGCGGGCAAGAGCCAGAAGCCCCGGGGGAAGGAGCAGCUGGCCAAGCGGAAGACCUUCUCGCUGGUCAAGGAGAAGAAGGCGGCUCGGACCCUGAGCGCCAUUCUGCUGGCCUUCAUCGUCACCUGGACGCCGUACAACAUCAUGGUGCUGGUGUCCACCUUCUGCAAGAACUGUGUUCCCGAGACCCUGUGGGAGCUGGGCUACUGGCUGUGCUACGUCAACAGCACCAUCAACCCCAUGUGCUACGCGCUCUGCAACAAAGCCUUCCGGGACACCUUCCGCCUGCUGCUGCUCUGCCGCUGGGACAAGCGUCGCUGGCGCAAGAUCCCCAAGCGCCCGGGCUCUGUGCACCGCACCCCCUCCCGCCAGUGCUGAGGGCCCCUAGCCGGCGUCCAGGCCCGCCACCCCAGGCCCUGGGACAGCCCAGCAGGAAGGAAGCAGGCAGGGGCUGCGACCUCAGACCCAGGGCCCUGCUCUGUCCUCACCAGG